Cherax quadricarinatus is the source of this 2179-nucleotide messenger RNA. RefSeq lists its product as uncharacterized. NCBI's taxonomy places the organism in Eukaryota, Metazoa, Arthropoda, Malacostraca, Decapoda, Parastacidae. The record is from RefSeq and is a predicted model, not a curated record.
CUCACAUGUUAUAAAGACAGCAAGGGCAACAGACCUGCUCAGUGUGUUGUUUCUUGCUCACCUUGACGCUGCCUCUUGUGUCAUCACCACCGCCCUCAUCUUCUGUAUCCAGACAUGGUUAGUGUGACCUCUAUGGUGCUUGCGUUAUGCUGCUGCUUGCUGGUCAUCGUCUCUCUCCCAGCCACUCCCGCUGAUGCACAAGCUCACACCUCGUACAGGCAGGUAGCAUUCAGGGGGCCACGGUACCGCAGUAGCUGGUGGGCACAGCCUCGCUCACUAUGGUCGCAGGCACGGUCCAUCAUGCCCCGUCUGGCUACCGUGGCCACUGACACAUUCGCUUACCUGGCCCUGCCUGCGUUUGCAGUCUUUGCCAUAUCCGCUCUGUGGCCAGAACAUCAGCACUACAGGAUCAGGCGAGAAGCUAAUGGUACAGAGACGGUGGUGAAGGAGGGGCUGACGGAACACCUGGUGGGGGUGUAUCAGACAGCCCUUGAGUCAGAGGAAUGUAUGCAGCGCCUGGCUUGUAAAUUGGGAGCAGCGACCUCCUCCCUCAGGCAGCGACACAAGGGACUUGUGCACAGGUUGGUCUCCUCCAUGACGACUUCAAAGUUUAGCGACUUGUAUAACAAGUUCUCCUCCGGAGUGGACGCUGAGACGUGUGCAACAUACAGCUGCAGCAAGAUGAAGAAACUAUAGAGUCAGCGCCUGGCAGACAAAGUGAAAGAGACAUGCAUGUAGUAUCCCAUAGCCUUUUACUGGCAACGUUUCGGCCAUACAAUUGGUUUUAUCAACUUAAAAACGUCAGUGAAGGAUCUCGUGAAAGCGUAUUUGAGUCUCUCUUGCCGUCUUUUCGGUAUUUUAAAUCAUUAUAUUCCCUUUAUUUAUAGACAACGUUUCGUUCAGUAUAGAACGAAACGUAGAAUAUAAAUAAAAGUUUCCCCUGUCCACAGAGGCUUUUUACCAUGAAGAACAAGAGACAGGAACUCCAGGCAUUGUGAGACAUAAAUAUGGCUUAGACAUCGUGUUCUCUUUCAUGUAAGAAACAUCAAGUAAGCAACACGUUUCCUUCAUGCACGAAAUGUGUCUUUAUUAAUGUGCAUUUCCUUAUUCUGGAUCUCUGUCAUAUUGUUAUUAUUAAUUUAUUUUUGGGAAAGGGCAUAGCUCAUGGAAAAUAGGAAGCGACGGAAUUAACGAGGUUUGAUCCGAGAAAGUAGAGAGUGACUCCAUUUCUUCUUUUCAUUAAUUAUUUAUUAAUUAUUUAUUAUGUAUAAAUUAUAUAUAUAUAUAUAUAUAUAUCUUUCUUUCUUUCAACACACCGGCCGUAUCCCACCGAGGCAGGGUGGCCCAAAAGAAAAAACCAAAGUUUCCCCUUUCAAAUUUAGUAAUAUAUACAGGAGAAGGGGUUACUAGCCCCUUGCUCCCGGCAUUUUAGUCGCCUCUUACAACACGCAUGGCUUACGGAGGAAGAAUUCUGUUCCACUUCCCCAUGGAGAUAAGAGGAAAUAAACAAGAACAAGAACUAGAAAGAAAAUCGAAGAAAACCCAGAGGGGUAUGUAUAUAUACGCUUGUACAUGUAUGUGUAGUGUGACCUGAGUAUAAGUAGAAGUAGCAAGACGUACCUGAAAUUUUGCAUGUUCAUGAGACAGAAAAAAGGACACCAGCAAUCCUACCAUCAUGUAAAACAAUUACAGGCUUUCGUGUUACACUCACUUGGCAGGACGGUAGUACCUCCCUGGGCGGUUGCUGUCUACCAACCUACUACCUAGGAUAUAUAUAUAUAUAUAUAUAUAUAUAUAUAUGUCGUGCCGAAUAGGCAGAACUUGCGAUCUUGGCUUAAAUAGCAACGUUCAUCUUGCCAUAUAGGACAAGUGAAAAUUUGUGUAUGCAAUAAUUUCGCCAAAAUCAUUCUGAACCUAACGAAAAAAAUAUAUUUCACUGUGUUUGUUUAGUAUUAAAUUAUUGUAAACAAAUCUAAAAUAUAUUUAGUUGGGUUAGGCUAAAAUAAAUUGUGCUUGUUAUAAUAAGGUUAGGUAAGUUUUCUAAGAAUCUUUUGGUGCAAAAUUAAAAAUUUUUACGUUAACAUUAAUGAAAAAAAUAUAUCUUUAAACGUAUAAGAGAAAAUUUUAGAAAGGAUUUAAUUUUAAAUGAGUUCUUGCUAAUUGACCAGUUUUACAUAUU